UCCACCACAACUUUCUAAAUCAAUCAACAAUGACAACCCAAAUUCUUCUCUGUUUCUUCCUCUUCUUCUCGGCGACUCUCUCUUCAUCGUCUCACCCUAAAAACUUGAGUGUUGAGCUGAUCCACCGUGACUCUCCCCUUUCCCCAUUACAACCCAAAAACACUGUCUCCGACCGCCUUAACGCCGCUUUCCUCCGCUCCAUCUCUCGUUCCCGCCGCCUCAACAACAUUUUAUCUCAAACGAUCUCCAAUCCGGUUUAAUCGGAGAUGGCGAGUUCUUCAUGAGUAUCACCAUUGGCCUUGUCGAGUAGCGAACGUGGAUGCGACGAAUCCAAAAUGUAUGCAAGUACCGUUACUCGUACGGUGACCAGUCGUUCAGCAAAGGUGACGUUGCCACGGAAACCAUCUCUAUUGACUCUGCUUCAGGGUCCCCUGUUUCUUUUCCUGGUACUGUUUUCGGUUGCGGCUACAAUAACGGUGGUACCUUCGACGAGACUGGUUCCGGAUCAUCGGUCUCGGUGGCGGCCAUUAUCUCUAAUCUCCCAGCUCGGUUCGUCGAUUUCGAAGAAAUUCUCUUAUUGCUUGUCUCACAAUCGAUAAAGAGCCCUUACUUACUACUACUUGACGCUCGAAGCCAUCUCCGUCGGGAAGAAAAAGAUCCGUACACCGGAAGCUCGUAUAACCCAAACAACGGCGGAAUCUUCUCGGAGACGUCAGGAAACAUCAUCAUCGACUCUGGAACAACGCUAACACUCCUCGACUCAGGUUUCUUUGACAGGUUUGGCGUGGCGGUUGAGGAAUCAGUGACCGGAGCUAAGCGCGUGAGUGAUCCACAAGGGCUUUUGUCACACUGUUUCAAAUCCGGAAGUGCAGAGAUUGGUUUGCCGGAGAUAACGUGCAUUUCACGGGCGCCGAUGUGAGACUGAGUCCGAUCAACGUGGUUUGUGAAGUGAGUGAAGAUAUUGGUUUGCUUGAGUAUGAUUCCGACCACCGAGGUUGCCAUCUAUGGGAACUUUGCUCAGAUGGAUUUUCUUGUUGGGUAUGACUUGGAGACGAGAACGGUGUCGUUUCAACGCAUGGAUUGCUCUGCAAAUUUGUGAUUUAAGACGGCGUCGUAUCGUACUUAAUUUUAUAUUAUCCAUGAUGUACCAUAUGAUUGUUAUGGAGAUAUAAAAUCAGAUGAAAGUU
Messenger RNA from Arabidopsis arenosa, 1187 nucleotides. The record is from the annotation of a GenBank genome assembly. NCBI's taxonomy places the organism in Eukaryota, Viridiplantae, Streptophyta, Magnoliopsida, Brassicales, Brassicaceae.